CCUCCUCCCCCCUGCGGUGCUUGGUAGAGAGGAGCGUUCACGUCCAGGCGGAGGUGAUCUGACACAGAGAGGAGGAGGAGGCGCAGUCAAUGAGGGAGACAAGAAGAAAGUGAGCUCUGAACGCGAGGAGGGACGAGGAGAGAAAUCAGAAAUAAAUCCCCCCCUGACCCUGAAGAGGAAGACAGCUUCACUGCACCGCGAGGAUGGGGAACCGGGGGAUGGAGGAUUUGAUUCCUCUGGUGAACCGCAUGCAGGAUGCCUUCUCCGCCAUCGGCCAGAACGCAAACCUGGACCUGCCGCAGAUCGCAGUGGUGGGCGGCCAGAGUGCGGGGAAGAGCUCGGUUCUGGAGAACUUCGUCGGGAAGGAUUUCCUCCCUCGUGGCUCUGGCAUUGUGACUCGUCGUCCUCUGGUUCUGCAGCUCAUGACCUGUCCCACAGAGUAUGCAGAGUUUCUCCACUGUAAAGGCAAAAAGUUCACUGAUUUUGAUGAAGUGCGGCAGGAGAUCGAGGCAGAGACCGACCGCGCCACGGGGGCCAACAAAGGCAUCUCACCUGUGCCCAUAAACCUGCGUGUCUAUUCCCCCAAUGUUCUGAACCUGACACUGGUGGACCUGCCAGGAAUGACCAAGGUGCCCGUGGGCGACCAACCUGCAGACAUCGAGUCCCAGAUCAAAGAGAUGCUGAUGCAGUUUGUCACCAAAGACAACUGCCUGAUGUUGGCUGUGUCCCCGGCCAACUCGGAUCUGGCCAACUCUGACGCUUUAAAGAUUGCCAAAGAGGUCGACCCUCAGGGUGUGAGGACCAUUGGAGUCAUUACCAAACUGGACCUAAUGGACGAGGGCACAGACGCGAAAGACAUCCUUGAGAAUAAACUGCUUCCACUCAGGAGGGGUUACAUUGGUGUUGUGAACAGGAGCCAGAAGGACAUUGAUGGAAGGAAGGACAUUAAUGCUGCCAUGGCUGCUGAGAGGAAGUUCUUUCUCUCCCAUCCUGCAUAUAGACACCUGGCAGACCGCAUGGGCACUCCCUACCUCCAGAAAGUCCUCAAUCAGCAACUGACCAACCACAUACGGGACACGCUGCCGGGCCUCCGAGCCAAACUACAGAGUCAGCUUCUGUCCAUAGAGAAGGAGGUGGAGGAGUACAAGAAUUUCAGACCUGACGAUCCAUCACGCAAGACCAAGGCUCUGCUCCAGAUGGUGCAGCAGUUCUCUGUGGAUUUUGAGAAGUGCAUCGAAGGCUCCGGGGACCAGAUCGACACGGCGGAGUUGUCCGGUGGUGCCAGGAUCAAUCGCAUCUUCCACGAACGCUUCCCCUUUGAACUGGUCAAGAUGGAGUUUGAUGAGAAGGAGCUGCGGAAGGAGAUCAGCUACGCCAUCAAGAACAUUCACGGCAUCAGAACUGGCCUCUUCACCCCGGACAUGGCCUUUGAGACCAUUGUGAAAAGGCAGAUUGGGAAGAUUAAAGAGCCGUGCACCAAAUGUGUGGACAUGGUCAUUUCUGAGCUAGUCAAUACGGUUAGGCAGUGUACCAAGAAGCUGGCUCAGUAUCCAAUGCUACGGGAGGAGAUGGAGAGAAUCGUCACCCAGCACAUCAGAGACAGAGAGAGCCGCACUAAAGGCCAGGUGCUGCUGAUGAUCGACAUCGAGUUGUCCUACAUGAACACCAACCAUGAGGACUUUAUUGGAUUUGCUAACGCUCAACAGAGGAUCAACCAAAUGAAUAAGAAGAAGGCAGCCGGCAACCAGGAUGAAAUCAUGCCUGAGAGAGGAGUUAACGAUCGGUUCAAGGUGAUCAGGAAAGGCUGGCUCACCAUCAACAACAUUGGCAUCAUGAAAGGAGGAGCCAAGGAGUACUGGUUUGUCCUCACGGCUGAGUCUCUGUCCUGGUACAAGGACGAUGAGGAGAAGGAGAAGAAGUACAUGUUGCAGGUGGACAACCUGAAGCUGCGCGAUGUGGAGAAAGGCUUCAUGUCCAGCAAGCACAUCUUUGCCCUCUUCAACACCGAACAGAGGAAUGUUUAUAAGGAUUACCGUCAGCUGGAAUUGGCCUGUGAGAGUCAGGAAGAUGUUGACGCAUGGAAGGCUUCCUUCCUCCGAGCUGGAGUUUAUCCUGAACGCGUCACGGAGAAGGAAGGAAAGAGUGAAGGUGGUGACGACAGCAGCUCAGAGAACUUCAUGCACAGCAUGGACCCUCAGCUGGAGCGGCAGGUGGAGACCAUCCGUAACCUGGUGGACUCCUACAUGGCCAUCGUCAACAAGACCGUCCGUGACCUGAUCCCAAAGACCAUCAUGCACCUCAUGAUUAACAAUACAAAGGAGUUCAUCAACGCUGAGAUGCUGGCAAAUCUGUACUCGUGCGGCGACCAGAACACACUGAUGGAGGAGUCGCAGGAGCAGGCCCAGCACCGUGACGAGAUGCUGCGGAUGUACCACGCCCUGCGCGAGGCCCUCAGCAUCAUCGGUGACAUCAGCACAACCACGAUAAGCACCAGCAUGCCGCCGCCUGUGGACGACUCCUGGCUGCAGGUGCAACGGAGCGGCUCAGGGGGAAGGUCUCCGGCCACCAGUCCAACACCAAACCGCAGAGCUCCACCAGGACCUCCUGUGCGCCCAGUCUCUCGUGGGCCUCCACCUGGGCCUCCACCAGCGGGAGGGCCCCCUGUACCGUCUCGCCCCGGGGCCUCUCCUGACCCCUACAGUGGGCCACCACCCACUGUCCCCUCCCGGCCUAACCGUGCACCCCCAAGUGUGCCGAGAAUCACUGUCACUGACCGGUGAGGGAAAAACGUGUCUGUGGUCACGGGGGUGAGUGAGAGCAUGAAAGCAGCCACAGUCUAUGCAUAAAACUAUCCAACGCUCCUUCUGUUUCACCCUUUUCUUUUGCCGUGUGCCAGCCUGUGAGUUGAACCCUCCUUUCACACCCGUGUUUUUUUUUUUGUUUGUUUGUUUUCUACCACUGAACUCUGCGGUCAGUGUGACGUGUCGUACUUUUCCCACGUGACUUUUUUUUUUUGGACAACAAACGAACCCCGUCUGUACCUCAACUGAUGUCACUACCAAAACCCGAGAUACUUCAGUGAUGCCCUUGUUCUACUUAUAAUUUACCAGUAAAUAGUUUAUUAAUGAACCUAUCUUAAUUGCAAUUAUUCUGUAUAUGUGUAGUGUAUCUAAUGAGACUUGUAUUUCUUCUGUCUCGAGAAUUUAGUCUGCAAAAUAUGGGAUUGCUGAAUAUUUAAGUUAUUAUGAAUAAAUGAGUAUCUGUAUCA
This is a messenger RNA of Solea senegalensis (Senegalese sole), 3268 nucleotides long. It is a transcript of the gene dnm1a, whose product is annotated as dynamin 1a. Gene Ontology annotation, cellular component: cytoplasm; microtubule; membrane. Gene Ontology annotation, molecular function: GTP binding; GTPase activity; microtubule binding. Lineage: Eukaryota; Metazoa; Chordata; Actinopteri; Pleuronectiformes; Soleidae. The record is from RefSeq and is a predicted model, not a curated record. The coding region runs from base 204 to 2780 and encodes 858 amino acids. The transcript has 24 exons.